Messenger RNA from Haliotis rufescens (red abalone), 1280 nucleotides. RefSeq lists its product as uncharacterized. Gene Ontology annotation, biological process: signal transduction. Lineage: Eukaryota; Metazoa; Mollusca; Gastropoda; Lepetellida; Haliotidae. Bases 53 to 499 code for a protein of 148 amino acids. The transcript is spliced from 4 exons. Gene Ontology annotation, molecular function: protein binding. The record is from RefSeq and is a predicted model, not a curated record.
GAACAAGUGAGUGAGCGAGUGAGUUGGGUUUAUCAGCUAAUUGGGGGUCGUCAUGGUGAUAGUUCUGGCAGGGUUGUCUCUUGUAUUCUACCUUAAGAGAAGGAAGCACGCCAUCAUUUUACGGCACAACGCAGAAAGCCCUGACCCUGGCAAGCAUGAUGCCAAAUCUUUCCCGCUUCUUCCUCCUCGACCAGUGUCGUUAUCUUCUUCCACGUCAACAUGUCAUCAUGCACAGUUCCCGGAACUUGGAGAUCCUAACACAUGGACAAAAGAAGUAUUUCUGAUAUUGUCCCGAACACUGACACACAACUGGAAAACAUUUAUGCGGAAUUUACCAGGAGAUACUGACUUCAAUGCUAGUGUUCACUACAAGUGCGAGCAGGUGGAACUGGAUGUCCACGGUGUCCCUGAGCAGGUGUAUCAAGUCCUGCAGUGGUGGGCGGAGUCCCAGUAUGGACCAGCAGUUUCAGUGGACAGCAUCCUCUAUACACUUCAUUAAAUUGGCGACUGUGAGGAUAUACAGAAGGAAAUCAGACAUAAAUGUUCAAAACUCGCUAGAAGUAAACCCAAGAAGUAAUAUCGACAAUAAUGACGUCAUGGUAGAAAGUGGGACAAUAAUGACGUCAUAGCAGACAGUGGCUCGACAAUAAUAACACCAUGGCAGAAAAGGGGCAAUAAUGACGUCAUAGCAGAAAAUGGGACACUAAUGACGUCAUAGCAGAGAGUGGGUCGACAAUAAUGACGCCAUAGCAGACAAAGGGGCAAUAAUGACGUCAUAGCAGAAAAUGGGACACUAAUGACGUCAUAGCAGACAGUGGCUCGACAAUAAUAACACCGUGGCAGAAAAGGGGCAAUAAUGACGUCAUAGCAGAAAAUGGGACACUAAUGACGACAUAACAGAGAGUGGAUCGACAAUAAUAACGUCAUUGCAGAACUUUAUCCAAAGCAGAUCGUUGUUAACAAUGCCAACAAACAAUAAGACACACAUACAUGUUUCGGUCUACUGCUAAUCAUAUGGCAUGCAUUUUCAGAGAUACGAAGUUUUUCCGCACAUGUUUGUCAAUAGUUCUGAAAAAACGGCAGAUAUUCUGUUAAACAGAAACUGUGUUUACACUUUGACUUGAAGAUAAAUCGAUGGCAUAGGGACAUGACUUAAUCCCAUUGUAGCUUUACUAUAGUGACAGGCGUGUUUGGUCACCCACAGACAGUGGGAGGUGUCGUUUAGGCGCGAGUGUUUGCACUCAUAAUAUAAGGGUAACGCUAUUUUUCAGGGCAUUAUC